UUUGGCGGAUAAAUACAGGAAGAUGGGAGGUGUUUAUGUACGACCGUUGAGGCGGGUCUAUACCAAUAUUCCGACCACCAUUUGUGAAUCUUUCACGGAGACGGAGGGAGACUGACAGAGAAAAAGAGAAAAUGGCCGAUCAACUCACAGAGGAGCAAAUAGCCGAGUUCAAAGAGGCGUUCUCGCUAUUUGACAAAGAUGGGGACGGUACCAUCACCACGAAAGAGCUGGGCACUGUUAUGCGCUCUCUUGGCCAGAACCCUACAGAGGCGGAGCUGCAGGAUAUGAUCAAUGAGGUGGAUGCAGAUGGAAAUGGAACAAUAGACUUUCCCGAGUUCCUGACGAUGAUGGCAAGAAAGAUGAAGGACACCGACAGCGAGGAGGAGAUCAGAGAAGCUUUCCGUGUCUUUGAUAAGGAUGGGAACGGAUAUAUCAGUGCUGCUGAGCUGCGCCAUGUGAUGACAAACUUGGGGGAGAAAUUAACAGAUGAGGAGGUGGAUGAAAUGAUUAGAGAAGCAGACAUUGAUGGAGAUGGUCAGGUCAAUUAUGAAGAAUUUGUACAGAUGAUGACAGCGAAGUAAAGGCCUUGUACAGAAUUUCUUGUAUAAAAUUAUCUGCCUUUUCUUGUUUUUAAUUUCUGUAAAAUGUUUAAUUUUAAUUUCCCCCCAUCCUCUCCUGCUGUCCAAAGGAUUUGCAUGUAUACUAUAAGAUUUGAGUGCUCAUGCCUUCCCCCAACUCCUAAACAUUGUAAACAAUCUGUUAGAGGGAGCAGUUAUGGGACCAGGUGAUACAUAUAGGCACAGAUAUUGACUACGCACAGGCCCCGUUCCCCUUCUGUUGCUCUGCCUGCCUGCCCACCUGACGAGCGGUGACAUCAAGGGUCCAGCUGAUUGACAGUGUGGCAUCAUUUCAACAAUUUUGGCAUGACUCUUUUUUUUUUUUUUUUUUUUUUUCUCUUGAUUUUAUGUGGAGGUGCAACUCUGAAUGGACAAUGGACUGAGUAUAAAUAGAAAUGGGGAAAAGUCCUCAGCUUUGCACUAUUGCAACAUCAUUGAAUUCAAUACUAACGGGUUUAUCGCCAGGUACUCAUACACUCUAAUCUUUUUGUAUUUGUUCUGUUCUUACUAUGCUUUUUAAUUAGUCACUUUUCUUUUGUAACUGCUUAUGGCACAGCCAUGCCUCAGAAUCCAUUCCAAGUUGUAUAUUUGUUUUCCAAUAAAAUUAACAAUUUACCCAAAAA
This is a messenger RNA of Megalobrama amblycephala (Wuchang bream), 1240 nucleotides long. RefSeq names its product calmodulin 2b, (phosphorylase kinase, delta) (gene calm2b). The transcript has 6 exons. Gene Ontology annotation, molecular function: calcium ion binding. NCBI's taxonomy places the organism in Eukaryota, Metazoa, Chordata, Actinopteri, Cypriniformes, Xenocyprididae. The record is from RefSeq and is a predicted model, not a curated record. The coding region runs from base 132 to 581 and encodes 149 amino acids.